Molecule: messenger RNA, 708 nt
Organism: Carya illinoinensis
Lineage: Eukaryota; Viridiplantae; Streptophyta; Magnoliopsida; Fagales; Juglandaceae
Exons: 1
Coding region: 1-708 (235 amino acids)
Molecular function (GO): nucleic acid binding; zinc ion binding
Source: RefSeq, a predicted model, not a curated record
AUGGUCGUGUCUUGGCUCCAAAACUCGAUCAAUCAUUCUCUCCAGUCCAGCGUUCUGUUCGUUGAUGAUGCUCAAGAAAUUUGGUUGGAUCUUCAGGAGCGAUUCUCUCAACAAAACAGUCCCCGUAUCUACCAACUCAAAAAGGAUUUGGCUGCUCUGCUUCAAGACCACGACCCGGUUAGUAUUUACUAUAGAAAAUUAAAAGCUCUUUGGGAUGAACUUUCUGUAUAUGAUCCCAUUCCAGCUUGUAAUUGUUGUCUUAUGAAAACAUUGCUGGAUCGAUCUCAACGAGAUUGUGUACUGCAAUUUUUAAUGGGUCUCAACGACUCAUAUACCCCCAUCCGAGACCAAAUCAUGCUCAUGGAUCCCCUUCCCCCUGUCUCUAAGGUGUUUUCCCUAGUGCAACAGCAGGAAAGACAUCACGAAAUGACCUCCCACAGCGCAUCUCCCGAAACCAUGGCUAUGGCAGUGAAGAAACCCUACACUCCUUCCAAAUUCUCUCCUAAACCAAACCACUCUUUCAAAAAGGACCGUCCCUACUGCAGUCACUGUAAAAUUACUGGCCAUAUUUUUGAGACUUGCUUCAAGGCUGGUAAUGCUGAACCACCCCUUUGCACAAAUUGCAACUUGACUGGCCACACCAUUGAAAAAUGCUACAAACUCAAUGGAUAUCCACCUGGCCACAAAUACCACACCAAGCAGCAGUAG